Lontra canadensis (Northern American river otter) is the source of this 1110-nucleotide messenger RNA. RefSeq names its product jumping translocation breakpoint (gene JTB). Lineage: Eukaryota; Metazoa; Chordata; Mammalia; Carnivora; Mustelidae. The record is from RefSeq and is a predicted model, not a curated record. Bases 323 to 763 code for a protein of 146 amino acids. Gene Ontology annotation, cellular component: membrane; spindle; centrosome. Gene Ontology annotation, biological process: mitotic cytokinesis. The transcript has 5 exons.
CCCGGCAUCCUCCGCGGAGCAAGAUGGCGGCGGCCGGGACGGCCCCGGAGGUGACGGGGCGCUAGGCCGUCCGCCCCGCGGCCUCUCCCGAGGGCCGUGCGGGUCCCAGGAAGCGAGCUCAAGCCCAUUCCAACGAAGGCGUGAUGGCUUUUCCUGCCGUGGCCGUGGGGACGCCCCAGUGAUGCCUCUGCCCUGAGAGGCAGUGUCGGCUUCUCGCAGCCCUGACUGGACCUCCGGAGCCUGCGGCGGAAGCGCCCCGGCCGAGGCACGAGGCCGGUCUCGCAAGUCCCUCCGCCCCGACAGGCGCGACCCUGAGCGCUCCAUGCCUGCGGGCGGAGGGAGGCGGCGCCUCCCCCAGGGCUGCCACCUCUGCUGGCUGCUCUGCGCUUUCGCCCUAAAGCUCUGCCAGGCCGAGGCCCCCGCGCCCGCGGAGAAGCUGUCAGUGGGCGCCUCGAACCUGCCGUGCUGGCUGGUGGAAGAGUUCGCGGUGGCAGAGGAGUGCGCGCCGUGCUCCCGUUUCCAGGCCAAAACCACCCCUGAGUGUGGUUCCACAGGGUAUGUGGAGAAAAUCACAUGCAGCUCAUCUAAGAGGAAUGAAUUCAAAAGCUGCCGCUCAGCUCUGAUGGAACAACAUUUAUUCUGGAAAUUUGAAGGGGCCAUCGUGGGUGUGGCCUUGGUCUUUGCUUGCCUUGUCAUCAUUCGUCAGCGACAGCUGGACAGAAAAGCUCUGGAAAAGGUCCGGAAGCAAAUCGAGUCCAUAUAGCUACCUUCCACUUUUUGAUAGGGGCCUUAGGGAUUGUACCUCAGACACAGACAGUAGAAUGAACGGACUUGGGCCCUUUGUUCUUGGGAACUUGUGGUGGCACCUACUUCUCUGUCUCUUGUCUAGAUCAUUAACGAGCAAAAUACAGAAUAGUUUUCUUCUCUAUUAUAAUUUGGUUUGGGACAGAAAGUCCUGGUGGCAGAAAUGGGAUAGCAGCUUUAGGCCCCAGUGUACCAACUACCUAUCUUCCCCUUCUUCUGGUACUUAUUUAAAAUUUUCAGGACAAAAUUUCAGCAAAAAAGUUUAUUUCUCAGCCAAAACCUCUGUUUUCCCCCAACCCUAACCCC